This is a messenger RNA of Acanthochromis polyacanthus (spiny chromis), 2698 nucleotides long. RefSeq names its product pinin, desmosome associated protein (gene pnn). The record is from RefSeq and is a predicted model, not a curated record. The transcript has 9 exons. NCBI's taxonomy places the organism in Eukaryota, Metazoa, Chordata, Actinopteri, Pomacentridae. Gene Ontology annotation, cellular component: catalytic step 2 spliceosome. The coding region runs from base 47 to 2089 and encodes 680 amino acids.
CUCCAUGAAGAAGAAGAACACGUGACCCGCGCUAACUGAAAGGAAGAUGGCGGUGGUGGUGCGGAGCUUGCAGGACCAGCUCGAAAAAGCGAAGGAAAGCUUGAAAAAUGUGGAUGAUAAUAUUCGUAAAUUGACCGGACGGGAUCCCAAUGAGUCAAGACCGGGUCAGAUCCGUCGGCUCGGCGGCCCCAUGGCAGGCCUGGGAGGAGGUAGAGGCAGAGGAAUCAACCUGCUCAGGCGUAGUCUCUCAGACAUGGGAAGCGGCGGCCCUCCUGCCAAGCAGAGGGACAUCGAAGGAGCCCUGCUGAGGCUGGCGGGGGACCAGAGGGCCAGGAGAGACACGCGCCACGACAGCGACGCCGAAGAUGAUGACGAUGUCAAAAAGCCGGCGUUGCAGUCGUCUGUAGUGGCUACCUCCAAAGAGAGAACACGCCGAGAUCUUAUUCAGGAUCAAACCAUGGAUGAGAAGGGCAAACAGAGGAAUCGGCGCAUGUUUGGCCUGCUGAUGGGGACGCUGCAGAAAUUCAAGCAAGAAUCCAACGUCUCUUCAGAGAAGCAAAAGCGACGUUCAGAGAUUGAGCAGAAACUCGAGGUUCAGGCUGAGGCUGAGAGAAAGAAGGUGGAGAAUGAAAAACGAGAGCUGUUUGAAGAGAGGAGAGCCAAGCAGACCGAGCUGAGGCUGCUGGAACAGAAAGUGGAAUUAGCUCAGCUGCAAGAGGAGUGGACCAGCCACAAUAAUCGCCUGGUGAAAUACAUUCGCACAAAGACGAAACCUCACCUCUUCUACCUGCCUGGAAAAAUGUGCUCCGCGACACAGAAACUCCUCGAUGACUCCACCAAGAAACUAAAUGCUGUGUUUGAAGAGAGGCGUGAGGCUUUUGCUGAACACCUCAGCAAGAUGGAGUCGCGCCCCCGGCGACAGCUAAACCGCGACCAGGACGGAAACACAGCGGCAACAGGGACGGACCACCCGGUGGAGGGUAAGCCAGCAGGUCAGGUAGUCAAGGUGACAGGUAAUAAGGGUACUAUGGAAAUGGAGGAAGAUGAAGAGGAGGAUGAGGAGGAGGAAGAGGAAAGGGAAAAAGAGGAGGAUAGAAAGGUGACAGAGAGGGAUGAAGGAGAGCAGAGGGAGGGAGGGGAGAAGGAAGUGUUGAAAAAGGAAGAGGAGGAAGGAAUGGAGCUGAGUGAGGAGGGGAGUGAGAAGAAGGAAGGAGAGGAGCUGAAGGAGAAGGAAGAGAAGGAGGCCAGUCCAGGUUCAGAGGAGAUGGAGGUGGAUCAGGGGGCAGAGAAGGAGGACAGAGGUAAGGAGAAAGAAGUAGAAACAGACAGUAAGCAGGGGCCCACAGACCUCCAGAAUGAAAAGACCAAAGACAUCCAGUCCUCUGAACCAACCGUAAGCAGUCAGGAAACGGCAAACACGAGUCAUCAGCCCCAGCCCAGCUACCCUGCAGGGAAACCAGCAGAACAGCCCCCUGUGACCCAGGAGUCCUCUCCGGCCCCAGAACCCCAGACAGCCUCUGCCGGGCCUGAGCAGGAUUUUACCGUCUCUGGAUUUAAGGCUCAGGACUCUACAGUGGAGAACCAGAUUGUGGAAGAAAAAUCAGGGGAAGAAGCCCCAGAAAAACUGCCUGUUUCCCAGGAGGCCCCAGUGAUUACCCCCACCAAGGAGGAUGAGAAUGCCAGGAGAGGGAGGAAGAAGGAAAAGGAAUCGAGGAAAGGUCGCAGUCAUAGCAACAGCUCCUCGUCUUCCUCCUCCGGCUCCUCCUCCAGUGGAAGCUCUUCUUCUUCCUCCGGAUCCAGCCGCUCCUCGUCAUCCUCGUCAUCCUCGUCAUCCUCAUCGUCCAACAGCAGCAGCCGAAGUCGCAGCCGGGAGAGCGGCAAGCGCAAGAGGAGGCCGUCGGAUAAAGGCAGGGACAGGAAGAAAGGAGAGGAGAGGAGUCACCACAAGAGAGGAGGGAGCACCGGAGGAGGGAGGGACUCCAAGGGAUCGAAGGAGAGGAGGAAGAGGAGGAGUGAGGAAGGGAGGGGCAGGUCUUCCCGGAGUGAUAGGGAGCAUAAAGAUAGAGAUAGGAAGGACAAGAGACGCUGAUCAGGUUCUCUGAGCUUCUGUAAAAACACUGGGGGAAGAUGAACCUCCUGCUCAUUACUUUAUGACACGACAGGAGUUUUUAAAACUAGUUUUUCUUCCUAAAACAUCCAAGGUUUCACCUGGACCGGCUGGAAAUUUUAAUAUUGAAGGACGUUUCAGUGUCGACAUUAAGCAGAUGUCUGGUUCUGACUUUCCUCUUUUUCUUUUUGCUUGACAAACAAGUAGGCUGUUGGUCACAGGGGGACAUGAUAACAGGAGAAAUCCCUUAAACUGUCACUAACCGGACCCCUUACUGAACAGAUCAGAUAGGAGAGACGUCAUUCUUGUCCCAUUAUUUCAGAUUUGGAUUUUAAAAAGAUACUUGUAACGCUAUGAAGUGGUAUUGAAUGUUUUUCUAGUUUCCAUCCUAAUCAUAUUGCCAUAGACUGGGGUGAUGAUGGUUAUGGUAGAUGUUUAAGUUGUUGUGAUGAUGCUAUUAAUCCUUCUUUAUUUCACUGUUUGAUCCAUGUACAUUGUGAUUUGCUCAAAUAUUUGCUUUUGAAACUGUAUUUCUUUUUUGGUACCAACUGAAUCUGCUUCAAAUAAAGGUGGGGUAAUAGUAGAAACGUC